AUGGAAGCCAUUGUCGCUCAGGUCAAGUCAUUGGCCCAGGGAGUUGAUGGGGCGGCCCACAACUCUAUUCUCCAGAGCCUCCGUGAGCUCUAUCUUUCGCUUGAAACCCGCCAGGAUACAAUGCAAAGAAUAUCUUAUGCGCACCUAGAGCCGAUCCUGGUUAAGAUUGGAUUAGACUUGAAUCUUUUUAACAUCUUCGUUGAAAGCAAAACACCCUUAACUAUUGCCCAGCUUUGUGAUCGAACUGCUGCUGCGUCGGAUUUACUAGGACGCAUUUUACGUUACUUGGCCUCAGUUGGAGCUAUCAAAGAGACAGGCAAAGACACGUUUAUGGCCAAUAAUAUCACCAAGCACCUGAGUGAUCUAGGAGUGCAGAGUGCGGUCUAUCAUAACAUUCAGAGCUUAGCCCCAGCACUACUUGCAUUGCCCGAGUUCUUAGCUCAAAUUAAGUACCAAGAUAUUACGUCUCCGGUCAACACUCCGCUUCAAAAAGCCUUCAAUACCGAUUUGCCGGGCUUUCUUUGGGCGCAAACACAGCCAGAUGUUUUCCGGCAUUUCAAUCAGUUCAUGAUGGCACAACAUGCAGAUAUGCCGCAUUGGCUCGAUUCCUAUCCAAUUGAGCAGAGGUCUCAAGGCCUGGCACCAGAGCAAACUCUGUUCGUCGAUAUCGGUGGUGGAAUUGGCCACCAAUGCAUCGCGCUGAGGGAGCGACUAUCAGCAGUCAAAAACAAUGUCAUCCUACAAGAUUUGGAUGUUGUUGUUGCCCAGGCAAUCAAACAUGAAGGAGUCGAGACAAUGGCUUAUGACUUCUGGCAGCUUCAGCCAAUCAAGGGCAGUCGAUUCUACUACAUGCGCAACAUUAUGCAUGACUACCCGGAGGAGAAAGCAGUCAUCAUCUUGAAGAAUGCUAUUUCUGCCCUUGGCCCUGACUCGGUCAUUCUGAUUGACGAUAUGGUCCUACCGGGAAGCGGAGUUCAUUUUCACGCAACCCAAAUCGAUAUCACCAUGAUGUCUGUACUAGCCUCACAUGAACGUACGAUAACACAGUGGUAUGCUCUAAUGGAGAAAGCGGGCCUCAAGAUCAAGCAAAUCUAUACCUACAACUCCAGAUAUGAUUCGGUCUUGGAGUGUGUACCUGCUGAGUGA
Penicillium daleae is the source of this 1146-nucleotide messenger RNA. RefSeq lists its product as uncharacterized. Lineage: Eukaryota; Fungi; Ascomycota; Eurotiomycetes; Eurotiales; Aspergillaceae. The record is from RefSeq and is a predicted model, not a curated record. Gene Ontology annotation, molecular function: O-methyltransferase activity. Bases 1 to 1146 code for a protein of 381 amino acids. The transcript is spliced from 5 exons.